CCGGCCGCUGGUGCUGUGACAGUAACGCUCUCUGCCUGUUGGCAGCACGGAGGCAUCUACGUCAAGAGGAGCGCGAGGUUCAGGGAGGAGGAGAUGCGCCAGAAGCUGCUGAGCUACGUGAGCGCCGGGACCCCGAUGUACCUGGUGAUUUUCCCGGAGGGGACGCGGUACAACCCCGAGCUGACGAAGGUCAUUUCCUCCAGUCAGAUAUUCGCUGCUCAGGAAGGCCUGCCCGUGUUGAAGCACGUGCUGACGCCGCGCGUGAAGGCCACCCACAUCGCCUUCGAUUCCAUGAAGAACUACCUAGAUGCCAUCUACGACGUCACCGUGGCCUUCGAAGGGACCGUGGACGACAAGGGGCAGCGGAAAGAGGCGCCGUCCAUGGUCGGUGAGUCUGUAGUCAGUCCCGUGUCCUAUGUUUCUCCAGGAUUCCACGUUCGUCUGUGACGGCGUGGAUGCCAG
Molecule: messenger RNA, 462 nt
Organism: Myotis lucifugus (little brown bat)
Lineage: Eukaryota; Metazoa; Chordata; Mammalia; Chiroptera; Vespertilionidae
Product: 1-acyl-sn-glycerol-3-phosphate acyltransferase epsilon-like
Exons: 3
Coding region: 94-447 (117 amino acids)
Cellular component (GO): mitochondrion; endomembrane system
Molecular function (GO): acyltransferase activity
Source: RefSeq, a predicted model, not a curated record